AUGGACCAAUCCCAGAACACCGGUUUCCAAGCCGGCCAGGCCACAGGCCAAGCUCAGGAAAAGAGCAGCCAGAUGAUGGAUAAGGCUAAUAACGCUGCCCAAUCUGCCAAGGAGUCGUGCCAACAGGCUGGCCAGCAAAUGCAGGAUAAAGCUCAGGGUGCUGCUGAUGCUGCCAAGAAUGCUGCAGGAAUCAACAAAUGAAACCAAAGGAUGAGUAACACCCACCUGCUCCUCUUCGAAUAGUACACAUUUAAUCAGUUUAUUUGUUUUUGCCAUUGUUUAGCUCAUCAAGAGCUGGCUGUUUUUUUGUGUCCUGUUCUUUUCUUUGUUUCUUGUCACCGGUGUGUACUUCGAACAUAAAG
Molecule: messenger RNA, 362 nt
Organism: Pistacia vera
Lineage: Eukaryota; Viridiplantae; Streptophyta; Magnoliopsida; Sapindales; Anacardiaceae
Product: stress-induced protein KIN2-like
Exons: 3
Coding region: 1-201 (66 amino acids)
Source: RefSeq, a predicted model, not a curated record